UACAAUUUUUUGCCCCCGAGGAGGGAGCGCGCGGCGAUUGGCGCCGCCGGAGCCACGUGCCCGCGCGUCACAUGGGCCGGGAGGAAAAAGGGCUCCUUUUGGUGUAAAUCUGGACUCUAAUUCCGUAAUAUAUCACGGUACCCUCGUAAAACCGACACUAAAACGUCCCGACCUACAAAUCACCCGGCCAAAUUAUGAGUUCAUUGUAUUAUGCGAAUGCUUUAUUUUCUAAAUAUCAAGCCGCAAGUUCGGUUUUCCCAUCCGGAGUCUUUCCCGAGCAAACUUCUUGCGCUUUCGCCUCCAACACCCAGCGAGCGGGGUAUGGGGCCGGAUCCACGCCUCCCUUCGCCGCCUCCAUGCCCGGGCUCUACUCCAGUGGCAGCGCCGUGCACCCCCAGCCCCCCAGCAUGUACUCCUCCGGUUACGGCCUGGAGCCCGGCUCCUUCAACAUGCACUGUUCCCCCUUUGAGCAAAACCUCUCCAUGAUGUGCCCGGGAGAUGCCUCCAAGCAGAAUUGCAGCAAAACGGACCAGAGGGACUCAGAUUUGCAAAGCGACAGUAACUUCCGUAUCUACCCCUGGAUGAGGAGCACAGGCACCGACAGAAAACGCGGCCGCCAGACCUACACCAGGUACCAGACCCUGGAGCUGGAGAAGGAGUUCCACUACAACCGCUACCUGACCCGGAGGAGACGCAUAGAGAUCGCCCACGCCCUGUGUCUCACCGAGAGACAGAUCAAAAUCUGGUUCCAGAACAGGCGCAUGAAAUGGAAAAAAGAAAAUAAAACUGCCUGCUCCGGCUCCAAUAGCCAGGAAAAACCAGACGCGGAGGACGACGAGGAGGAAUGAAAGGGGCGAGAGAUGGAGGCAGGAAACGUGGAGACCCACGCAAGAAUAAAAGGGGAAAAAACACACAGAAAAAGACUAUAUAUUAAAAUAGAUAAAUGAUACGCGCAUAAAUAAUUAAAAACCCUAGUAAUGAUGCAUUGUGUUUCCCGACACUGAAAAAAAUACUACCUAUAUUAAAUUUUUUUUUUUGUACAAUAGAAUGACUAUCUACCUAUUAAAUGUGGCUUUAGAGUCAGAAUAGACACAUUUUUCUAUGUGAGUCUUCCUAUCGUAUAAGUCAUUUGUAAAUCUCCGUUUGUACUUCGCUGUGUACUUUUUGGUAUGAAGUAACGUGGUCGUGUUUAGCACCUUUAAUUUAGAAAAUGUGACCUGAAAGUCUGAAUGCAAAUUAUACUUAGCAUAUAUAGUCCUGUACAUAACAUGAAUGAUUAUUACGCCUUCUCCCUGUAACCUCGGUGGUUCUUUUCUCCUUGCUAUGCUCUUUUGUCUGUGUAUAUUUUUACCUGGAUUCCUUCGUUGUUCAAGUCUACGAAAAAAAGAAGAGGAAUUAAUAUUGUACCACGUAAAAUGUUGUAUAUCAAAGUAGCAAAUAAUUUAAUGGCGACGCGUUGCUUUGCCCCACCCCCACCCCUUGUCUGUGAUUAUUAUU
Falco peregrinus (peregrine falcon) is the source of this 1497-nucleotide messenger RNA. RefSeq names its product homeobox B7 (gene HOXB7). Gene Ontology annotation, biological process: regulation of transcription by RNA polymerase II. Gene Ontology annotation, molecular function: RNA polymerase II transcription regulatory region sequence-specific DNA binding; DNA-binding transcription factor activity, RNA polymerase II-specific. The record is from RefSeq and is a predicted model, not a curated record. The coding region runs from base 195 to 848 and encodes 217 amino acids. The transcript has 2 exons. NCBI's taxonomy places the organism in Eukaryota, Metazoa, Chordata, Aves, Falconiformes, Falconidae. Gene Ontology annotation, cellular component: nucleus.